CCCGUUAAGAAAAACCCUAGCUUCGGCCAACUUUGCGAGGGCGGAGAGUGAGAGAGAGCUCGAAGGAGGAGGAGGAGGAGGAGGAACUGGGAAAUGGGGCGCAGGAUACUUAACGAGGCGCUGCGGAGCAUUGUAAACGCGGAGAGGAGAGGGAAGGCGACGUGUCAGCUCCAGCCCAUCUCCACCGUCAUGACCUCCUUCCUCUCCAUCAUGAGAUCUCGAGGAUAUAUCAAAGAUUUUCAAGUUUUUGACCCUCAUAGAGUGGGAAAGAUUACUGUCGAAUUGCAUGGUAGGAUAAAAGAUUGCAAGGCGAUUAUGCACAGGCAGGACAUCAAGGCUACAGAUAUUGAAAAAUAUCGUCUGCGGGCCCUACCAACACGUCAGUGGGGAUACGUUGUGAUUACAACUCCAAAUGGUGUUUUGGAUCAUGAGGAAGCCAUUAAGCAAAAUGUUGGCGGUCAAGUGCUUGGAUAUUUUCACUGAAGCAAUAUCUACAUCUGUAAUGGUAUGCAGCGAUAGGAAAGGCUUCUUUUGGCUUGUUGUCAUGUUAUUUUGCUUCCUUCCCUUGAUCUUAUAUGGUCUUCUUUCAAUGUCCAAAGGCUGAUAUCAAAAGUUUUUGCUUUUUUCUGAGUGAUUGGUUGUUUAGAGAGAAGCUUAAUAGCUUUUGCAGUGUAGCUUGUUAACAGUGUUGGUUUCUACAAAGCCAUUGCGAUCAAGAUUGACUGAUGUGUGUUUGUUUUUGUAAAUGCAACAUGAGAUAAUCUUUGAGUUGAUUAUCGUAUUCUGUUUUUCCUGUCUGUGGACAAAAAUUGAUCUGAA
Messenger RNA from Asparagus officinalis (garden asparagus), 819 nucleotides. RefSeq names its product 40S ribosomal protein S15a-5-like. Gene Ontology annotation, cellular component: ribosome; cytosolic small ribosomal subunit. Gene Ontology annotation, biological process: translation. The record is from RefSeq and is a predicted model, not a curated record. Gene Ontology annotation, molecular function: structural constituent of ribosome. Lineage: Eukaryota; Viridiplantae; Streptophyta; Magnoliopsida; Asparagales; Asparagaceae. The transcript is spliced from 3 exons. Bases 94 to 483 code for a protein of 129 amino acids.